AUGCACGACCUGAACAUCCAGUCCUACACCAAGAUCCGGUGUUGGGUGAGAGGAGCCGUCCACGAAGGAUGGCUCCACGAAGCGCGGCUCGUUCGUGUCCAAAAUCACCUGCGAGGCGUCGCUUGCCACAUAAAGCUGGAGAAGGUGGGCGAAGUGGAGUUUCCCGUGUAUCGGCGUAUUCAUGCCGCAGUUCGCACGAGGCCGUGCUGCAAGUGGGGCCGGCACAACUCUCUCCUUGCCCAGCUCCGAGCAACAGGCGACGUAGCCGAUGUCAAGCCGGCACAUGCCGGCACCUGCUCACGAGGAGACCUCUUUCCGGACACCACGCAUCUUGACAGGGGGAAAACUCGUUGCAUGGGUGAAGCACUUGCUAGCAACGGGACCAACUUCGGUUUUUGGCUCGGGCCCCGACAAAGCACCCCCUGGCAGUACAAUCGCAAUCUCGAGGCAAGCGGAUUCGUCAACUAUCCGAGUCCUGUUGCUCUUCGCCUCUUAGCGAUGGCGACCAGUUGUGCCAACGGCUGCGCAGCCCAGUUCCAAGGACUGUGUGGAUGCUUUGCGGGACUUCAGAAGCCAAGAAUUGCCGACGUGGACCCAGACACUAAGCCUGAGAGUGAGGUGCUGUCGGAGAGAGGGCCCCUCGCCGAUGUUCGACACUCCGAGUCACCAGCCCUUCUCUCCAGGUCCCAAUCCAGCGCUAGUGGUGAGUCACGCGGGCCAUUGGUUCGUCCGACGCUGCUGACCUCCAAGGUCCUCGGCUCCCAGGCGAGUAGUUGUGCCUCCAAGACCCAGAUUUCCAGAGACCUCGAAAACCUUGGCCUUUGUCCAGUUUGA
Molecule: messenger RNA, 834 nt
Organism: Symbiodinium natans
Lineage: Eukaryota; Dinophyceae; Suessiales; Symbiodiniaceae
Source: the annotation of a GenBank genome assembly